UUUCCCCCGCCGUUAAUUCACUGUCUCGAUCAAUAUGGUACAAAAUGCCGUCACACUAAGAACUCUACAUCUUUUUACUGGUCUUUUAUUGCUGUAAAGUAAACGGCGAGUCCUCAAUCGGAAUCAAUGAGUGCUUAUAACAUUUCUGUGAUUUAUGCUUUAGGGGAUGUGUGAUGUUUCUGUUGGAAUAAUGUGCAAAUGUUUGGACUGAAUGUGAUCUGCAUAUUGUCUUUGCAGGGAAAGGACAUGUGUAGUCACUAUGUUUGAUAACUGAGGGGCAGCGACAUUAGUUAAAGUCAAUGACGACUCUAUGAACGAUGACGUCUGUAAUAGGAAAUUUAGCAUGGAGUUUUCUUGUUAUCAUGCAUUUAUACACCCGGGAAGGAAUGGCAUCUAAAACAAAGCUUACUUUAGCAGAAGUACGAGUAAGGACACAGUUAUCGGAGUCAUGUAAAAACGUAAUCACUUACACCCCACCCACCUGUAUAGAUCACCCAACCGGAUAUGGCUGUGACUGCGGUCCUGGCUUCCACUGGAAUACUGUCACGUGCAUGUCUACAGCCAUAGAUUCACGACUUGAAUUUUCCCAGCAAUCCCCAGUACGUUAUACAUUGUUGAUGGGUAAAGCCUUUCCUAGUCUAAAUGAAUUGACAGUUUCCUUCUGGAUAAAGGUCCCAGAUUCCUCACAUCCUGGCACUAUAAUGUCAUAUAAGCAUGAUUCUUAUGGUCAAGUGUUCAUAAUGCGCAGUGGUCCGGCCUUGACUUUUCGUAUUUGGGAUCAAGAAAUAAGGACAGGGCUAGCAUUUGCCCCAAAUAAAUGGUGGCACAUAGCACUGUCUUGGACUUCAAAAGAUGGAAGUUGGACAUUAUAUCUAAAUGGAAAAGAAAAAAUGUCCGAGUCAUCAGGUACAGGUUCUAAGGGCAAGGAAAUUCCUUUCGGUGGUGAUUUUGUCCUCGGGCAGGCACCAAGAGGUGAAAAGGGAUAUGACUUAGAAAAAGCUUUUGUUGGAGAUCUGACCCAUCUUCAUAUUUGGAGUUUUCUGUUGACAAAAGGGGAAAUACAUCACAUCGGACAUUCAUGUGGGCUAAUGUUCUGCGGGGAUGCCGUUCAGUGGACGGAAUUCCGCCGGGGUACCCGCGGAGCAAUGCGGAUGCGAUGGCCAUCGGGUGUGCUGAAACCUGUAGAUUGUUUUACAGAGGAUGAGAUUGGUAUAACCUGUAAUAAACAUUGUAGUGAUACAAUUGGUGCUCAGUGUAAUGAACAAAUAGUGGAGAACAUCAGAUGGACAAGAACACCGGCAAAGAACACAAUAUCGGUACAGUGUCCUAAAGAUGUACUUAGUAAAGAUAUUGAUGUGAACUCUACCGCAAUAGGGACAAGACCAUGUUUUGUAACAGACGAGAAUGAAGGUGAAUGGGGUAAAGCUAACAUUGAUAACUGCAUCUCAACUGACCUUAGAAAACUGAAAUAUAAAUUCCAGAAACAUUUACUAGCCGAUUAUAUAGACCAGAGAAUGUUGUUAGAUCUUGGAGAGGGUCUUGUCACCCACACUAAAUCUAAUGCGUAUGGUAACCCUGUCGAUGUCGCCACGGUGAUUGACUUACUGGCCAUGCUGGUCAACACUCAGGCUAAUGUGAUAGUGUUACAAGUAAACCAAUGGACAGACGGAAAUCAAACUUAUGCCAGAGCACUUGGGAGAUUUCCUACUUUAGACGAAACAAAGGAAUUCAUAGAUAAAGUGGCAAAUAUUGUUGACAAUCUGUUAAGUGAGAAGCAUGGUUAUGGUUGGAAUGCGACACAACCUCCGGGGACAGAAGGUGACAAUCUAUUGAAAGUACUAGAGACUUUUGCCCACGUGAUGUCCCGUAGUUUACAAAAUCACGUGGUUGACGGACAUAUAGGUGGCACAAUAGGUUAUGAGGACGCUUAUUUAAACACAGUCCGUCCGAAAAUAGAGGUAAGCGCACAAGUGCAAUGGGUUCAGACAUUCAAAGGUUCAAAAUUUCCUUCUGAAAGAGACCGCGCUGCCGGGAUCCAGUUGAAAAAUGGAAACGUGGAAAUGCCAUCUACACUUUUGUUAGCAACAAAUGAAUCAGAAUGGCCGUCAUUUGUAAAGACUGCAGGUUUAAGAGUAUUUGGGAUGACAGCUAUGCUACCAAAUCAUGACUUACGAGCUACUGGUAAGAAGGCAAAGGAAGAUAAUCUGAACACGCCUAUAAUAGCAAUGUUUUUGCACACCGGACAUCUUGAUAUUUCUAGCAAUCUUACCUCGCCCUUGGAAUUUACCCUGCCAUAUCUGAAUACAUUUAACAUAUCUAACCCAGAGUGUGUACGGCUCGAACACGGGACAACAUUUGCUGGAAAAAUAACGAAGUGGCGCUGGACACGAGACGGUUGUGAGCUGAAGGAGGAUAAGGGGACUGAAGGUGUUUGCGCGUGCUCAGUUACCGGAUUUUUUGCCAUAACAACUGAUAUGUACAACGACAAUUGGAACAAAGGGGAGGUGAGGCCUAUAUUGAUGAACUUCGCUUCCUAUAUCGGCUGCUGCGCAUCAGCGACAUUGUGUCUUACCACUUGUUUACUUCAUGUAUAUUAUAAAACUGCAUCAAGCACAGCAUCCCUGCACAAAAAUCUCGGUAUGUCGGUUGUAUGUGGACAACUUAUCUUCAUGAUUGGCAUUGACCAGUAUGACCAUACGAUAGUGUGCCAAAUAUUUGCAGUAUGCUUGCACUAUUUUUUCUUGGCCAACUUCUCCUGGUUAAUGAAUGAAGCAUUUAAUUUAUACAUUGUUAUAACAUACUCGUCACAUGCACAUGAUGGCCACAACGAAGGUUCACUAGUCAGAUAUUACAUCCUAGGCUGGAUAAUACCUGCUGUUUUAGUCGGUGCUUUUGUUGGAUCUCAAGGUCAGCAUUAUUAUGCCAAAGAUAUGUGUUGGAUAUCUUGGGGAAACUUAUGGUUGUUUGUAGGACCAGCCCUUGGUAUUAUAGCUGUAUCUAUUAUGGUUUUGAUUUUUACUGCAAAAGAACAUAAUGAAAAUUCAUAUACAAAAUCUGAGAAGAGUAACAAAUCUAUAAUACUUCUGAUGAAAGCAUUAUGGACACAAAUUAUACUUAUAACAGUCGUUUGGUCAUUUGCAUUUAUAUCAUUGCGAAUGUCAGAUAGAAUUGUCAAAUAUAUAUUUGGACUCUUUAAUUGCCUUCAGGGAUCUUUCUUCUUUGUCUUUUAUUUACUGCUGAAUGAAGAGGUGCGAAAUAUUUUCAAAAGCAAGAAAAAGAAACGAACGCUAACUGCGCAUGGUUUUGAUGAAAUUGAAGACAGGUCUGUAGAGUCUAACGCAUCUACACAUCUUGUAGAAAAGGAUAGGUUAGAAAAUCUAGCUCUCGAUCCACGUCCAAGGAGGCGACGAGAUCAUAAAAGAAGACAGAGAAAGAAAUCGCAAAGACCUCCUGAAGAAGACGAUGAAAGAAUGGCUUCAGAUUGUGAAAUGAUCACGUCAGUUUGAAACAAGUGCAUAGCUUUAAACUAAAAAUUAAACCUAAGAACGUUUGGCAAACUAUGAAGAAAAGGCGCUUCUUGAUAAUAGGAAAGGAAAAAAUAAGCUUUAAAGUUAUGUAUCGAUAGAGAUUGAAAAAACGUCUAAUUUAUAUAAAUGCUGAAAUAUUAUCGGGGAUAAGUGAAUUAAUAUGAAAUUGUGAUUCGAGUUUCAUAAAAGGCUCUAAA
Ruditapes philippinarum (Manila clam) is the source of this 3724-nucleotide messenger RNA. RefSeq names its product adhesion G protein-coupled receptor L2-like. NCBI's taxonomy places the organism in Eukaryota, Metazoa, Mollusca, Bivalvia, Venerida, Veneridae. The coding region runs from base 318 to 3506 and encodes 1062 amino acids. The transcript has 26 exons. The record is from RefSeq and is a predicted model, not a curated record. Gene Ontology annotation, molecular function: G protein-coupled receptor activity. Gene Ontology annotation, cellular component: membrane. Gene Ontology annotation, biological process: adenylate cyclase-activating G protein-coupled receptor signaling pathway; cell surface receptor signaling pathway.